Molecule: messenger RNA, 1698 nt
Organism: Wickerhamiella sorbophila
Lineage: Eukaryota; Fungi; Ascomycota; Dipodascomycetes; Dipodascales; Trichomonascaceae
Exons: 1
Coding region: 1-1698 (565 amino acids)
Source: RefSeq, a predicted model, not a curated record
AUGACUUGGCUCAAGACGGUGCCUAAAACCGCCACCUUCACCAAGUAUAUGCCUCCAGAUCCCUCUGUGCCGACAAUUGAGUCCGCAGAAGAGGCCAAAGAUCAGCUGCAAAGAAAGGCGCGUCUUGUAAACGGUGCAUUCACUUGGGUUAAACCCGCGAAGCGGGAUGUGUACAACCUGCGAUGGGUGUUUCCGGCAGCCCUGGAAACACUAGAUAUUCCCGUAUCCGAUACGCAGGAGAAGCUUUUCGUGGAUACGUUUGCUGGGCAGCAUGUAUUCACCUCUCCGGAGCUCUAUCCUUGGGCGCAGAAUUAUGCGGGGUACCAGUUUGGAAACUGGGCAGGUCAGCUUGGCGAUGGCCGGGCGAUUUCGCUAUUCGAAGUGCGGAAUCCAAAUUCAGGUAUCCGUUACGAAAUUCAACUCAAAGGAGCUGGGCUGACACCGUAUUCUCGCUUCGCCGACGGGCUCGCAGUUCUUCGAUCUAGUAUUCGCGAGGCACUAGCGUCGGAGAGUUUGCACGCUCUAGGUAUUCCGACGACACGUGUUUUGGCGUUAACAGAUCUCCCAGAAACCAAAGCUCGCAGAGAACGUACAGAAACGUGCGCAAUUGUUACCCGCUUCGCUGAGAGCUGGGUCCGAAUUGGUACGUUUGAUCUCUACCACAGCCGCAACGAUCGUGAGAAUGUCCGCCAGCUUGCAGAUUACUGCAUUGAUCAGGUUCUGUCGCUAGACACGAGCGGUGCAACGGCAGAUCAGAACCGUUAUUAUCAUCUGUUCAAAGAGAUCACGACAAGGAACUGCAAGAUGAUAGCCCAGUGCCAAGCCUAUGGGUUUUUGAAUGGUGUUUUGAACACGGACAACACCUCGGUACUCGGUUUGAGUAUGGACUACGGUCCUUUUGCUUUUAUGGACAAUUUUGAUUUUUCGUUUACUCCAAACCACGACGACGGUGAGCUUCGCUACAGUUACCGGAACACUCCAACCAUGAUCUGGUGGAACUGUGUGCGUUUGGGUGAAGCCCUGGGAGAGCUCAUGGGUGCUAGCGACGUUGAUGAUGCUGGUUUUAUCGAGAACGGUACUACUGAUAAAGCAGCGCGUCGGGCUGUUGCGGAAAGGGCUACUAAACUUAUUAUGGAUAUGGGGGAAGAGUACCAGGCCCUUUAUGAGUCUGAGUUUACAUCAGUUAUGUGCAGACGGCUUGGUCUCUUGACGGUCGAAAAGGACGACUAUGACGAGCUAAUUUCACCUUUGCUUGAGAUGAUGGAAAAGUCCGAGGUGGAAUACAACGGCUUUUUCCGAAAGCUCGGAAGCGUAGCCUUUUUCAAUGGCUCUCUGACGUCCGGCUCUGUUUUCUUGCCCAAGAAUCGAGCCCAGCUCCCGAAUUUGUCCGUUGAAGACGCUACGAGUGCUAUUGAUGAUUGGCUGGUACUCUAUGCUGCCCGCCUCGAGACUGAAAAGAACACUGAUGAUGCCGACAGAAAAUCGCGCACGAGCAAGGUGAAUCCCAAUUUCGUUUUGAAAAAUUGGGUGCUCCAAGACAUAAUUUCCAAGGCCCAAGCAGGCGACUGGGCGCCGUUCAAUGCCGUGGCGAAAAUGACGGUUUCCCCGUUCGAGUCCUCCUGGGACGUUGGCUACGAAAACUAUCUCGAUGAAACUCCUACAGAUUCUAGGGGUAUUACGUGCUCAUGUAGCUCUUAG